This is a messenger RNA of Scutellospora calospora, 2043 nucleotides long. The record is from the annotation of a GenBank genome assembly. NCBI's taxonomy places the organism in Eukaryota, Fungi, Glomeromycota, Glomeromycetes, Diversisporales, Gigasporaceae.
AUGGACUUUGAAGUAGUAUAUGCAAUUCAUCCAUUUGAAGCCGAAAAUGAUGAUGAGGUUCCUUUUGAAUUUGGUGAACCGAUCAUCGUUUUGGAAAAAGAUGAAUUAUAUGGGGAUGGUUGGUGGCAGGGAAAAAAUAUUCAUGGGAAAGUUGGCCUUUUUCCAAUGAAUCAUACUAGUUAUAGUAAACCCAUUCCAGGGCAACUGGAAUCCACUAAUAAUAGUUUUUAUAGUCAGAUGGUUGCAACUCCUAAUAAUGUAUUAAAUUUGGAUGAUUCAAAAUUGGACAUUCCUUCACCCCCCUUUAGAAUGCCUACACCUUCUAUAGAGGAAACGAUUGAUGAUAUACAAAAUAAAUUGAGAAAAAUGAGUUUAAAAUCUGAUGAAAACCAAUUACAAUUAAAUCAAAAUAAUAAUGAAUCACGACAAUAUUCAUGGUCUCCAAGGAAUAGUCGUCGUAGUAAAUUAUUUUUUUCAUCAGCAUCAUCAAGAUCUGUUAGUAGUAUUGGUAGUUUAACAUCUUCUAAUCGACAAUCUACUGAAAGUACAAAAAGAUUUAACAGAAAAUCUCCUUCUGAUCCAAUUCCGACUGUAACUCCUAAUGAAUUAAUUUCACCGAGACAAACUAUUUUAAUAAAAGAUCACCCAUCAACUUGGGAUGUAAGACAAGUUUGUCGGUGGUUAGAUGAGGUGGGUUUUGGUUCUGAGAUAAAUAAUUUUAUUGAAUUAAAUGUAGCUUCAUUUGGAAAACGUGUACAUAUAAUGAAUGCCAUAAACGCACUUAAAGCUAAAUAUUCAAUUGGUUCUGAUCCCGAUGAUGACGUAUCAGAUCUUGACGAGUAUUCCAAUUCAGUUUAUGUCCCAAAUUCUGUUUAUCGUUUUCAAUCAAAUUAUAAUUCUAGUAGCCCUGUGUUAGGUAGAAUUGCUGGUAAUCCUGACUUUAGACAAUUCCCUGGUCUUCCGGGUUCACCUAGGAAUUCUGCUACUAGUCCUCGAAAUAAUCCUACUAUUCCUCGCAAUAUUCCUACUAGUCCUCGCAAUAAUCCUACUAGUCCUCGCAAUAAUCCUACUUAUUAUAAUCAAAAACGUAUUGAAGAUAUUGAUUAUUCAAAUAUUGAAACGGUUAAUAAAUCUAAAAAAAAUAAAAUUUUGUCAAAAUGGAAUUCUUUAAAAAAGUCUAAUAAAGAUAAGAAAUAUAAACCUCGAACAAAUUCUGAUGUUGGAUAUAAUAAUGAAAAUAUUCAAGUGGAAGAUCAUACAUUUAAGAAUAAUUUUAAUGAUGGUGAUUUUCGAUCAAAUUCUCCAAGUUUUGAAAAAAAUCGAAAAUCAAGAUUUAGUCAAAAGAAGUAUUCUCCGUCUUUCGACUCCAGUAGACCUGGAAGUCCUUCUUAUACAAGUAAAUGGGAAGCCAUUGAAGAUUUAAGUAUCAUGGAUGUAGAAGUAUUGAAAUCAAUUGGAGAACCUGAUUAUGAGGGAUGGCUUAAAAAACAAGGAGAUAAAUAUAAAACAUGGAAAUCUCGUUAUUUUAUAUUGAAAGGUGCAGACCUCUAUUAUCUCAAAAACAAUAAGGAUAUUCAACGUCCUAAAUUAAAAGGUCAUAUUGAUUUAACAGGAUAUCGUAUUAUAACUGAUGAGAAUAUAUUUCUUGGAAAAUAUGGAUUUAAGAUAGUUCAUGAUGUACUUCGAACUCAUUAUUUUGCGCAUGACGACGUUGACUUAAUGAGAGGAUGGAUAAAGGCAAUGAUGAAAGCUACGAUAUCUCGAGAUUAUAAUGCACCAGUAAUCAGUUCAAGUAAUAUAAAUACUAUUUCAUUAGCUGAUGCUCGUAAAAUGUCACCAAGACCACCACAACCUCGACGUACAUCACUAUCGGCAACUGCAAUAAUAUCAAAAAUAGAAUCACCAGUACUUCUUCCCGCUUCACCUCAUGUUAAAGAAAAUUCGAACCCUUACAUAACAACUAUAGGAUCAUUAUCAACAACUUAUAUUGAGAAUACACCUGCGUAUCCAACAAUGAGUCCUUAUAAUGUUAAUCAUAUUUAA